AUGUGAUUCCACUCGUGGCAUGUACUCUCUCACCUGUCGACAUUAGAACCGAAUCCUCACAGAGACGCCCUUGGUCCUUUGCAGGAAGUCUUUAAAAAGGUUCUCAGGUUCAGAAGACAACUGGAAACUCUGGAAUAACCACCUGAGCACAUUUAGAGGUCGGGUUGGAAGACAUCCUUUCAAUAAGUUGCUACGGAGCGACCAUGGCGGAGUACAAGCUAGAAGUAACGACCGGUGGGAGGGACUGCGCCGGUACAUUGGAUCACAUCCUGGUCACCUUGCUCGGCAGCGAAGGGCAGAGCGAGCGAACCGACUUGGAUAACUGGGGCAUUGACUUUAAAAUUGGGACGAGCGAGACAUACACCGUUAAAACCGGCGCUCCUCUGGGGAAACUUCUGCUGGUGAAGCUGGAGAAAGACCCGCGGUUUUGGCGCAAGGACGACGAGUGGUUCUGCUCAAAAAUCGCCGUGACCACCCCGGAGGGAGAGACGUUGCUUUUCCCGUGUUACCAGUGGCUCUCCAAUGACGAGGUAGUGGAGCUGCGAGGAGGAAGAGCCCUAAAGGCUUUUGAAGAUGAGCACCCAUUGUUGAUUGAGCACCGCAAAAAAGAACUGGCAUCGAAAAAGAGCAACUUUCAAUGGGCCUCGAAGGAUCAAAGACUACCUUCCCACAGCCAGUUUAGUACAUCAAGCGUCCCUGCCGAAAUCCGCAUGUCCAAGUCCAGAGUUCAAGAAUCUCAGUCCGCCUUCUUGUCAGGCACUGCAGAACUCAAAUGUAAGGGGAUGCUUGGAUCUGAAGAAAGCUGGAAAACGAUUGAAGACAUGAAAAUGAUCUUUGACGACAGGAAGUCCGAAAUCUCAGAGUACCUUUUUGAGCACUGGAAAGACGACGACUUUUAUGGGUACCAGUUCUUGAAUAGCGUUAACCCGCUUUUGAUCAAACGCUGUUCGAAGCUUCCUCCAAAUUUCCCCGUCACAGAGGAAAUGGUGAAGCCAUACCUGGAGAUCGGCAUGCCCCUGCACAACGAAUUCAAGAGAGGGAAUAUGUUCCUCUAUGACCAGAAGAUUUUGAGCGGAAUACCGGGGAGACUCUAUCACGGCGAACGUCUGCCGGUUCCUGCGCCUCUCUGCCUAUUGUACCUGAACCCUGAGAAAAAACUCAUACCGAUUGCAAUACAGGUGCAUCAACAACCCUCGAAGGACAACCCGAUUUUCCUGCCCAGUGACUCCGAGACAGACUGGCUUCUCGCCAAGAUAAUGGUCAAAAAUGCAGAUAUGAUGACUCACCAGGCAAUCACCCACCUGAAGAACACUCACCUCAUCGCCGAGGUCUGGGCCAUGAGCCUUUUUCGCAACUUCCCCUUCAUUCAUCCCAUUUACAAGUUGCUGAUCCCGCACUUCCGGUGGAUGCUACACGUCAAUGCUGGGGCCCGUGAAAUCCUGCUGGCACCUUCUGGAUCGUUUGCAAUGAGUUCACUCGGACUCGAUGGGACGAUAGAGCUCAUGAGGCGGGCGCAAGAUGAGCUCACAUACAGCUCACUCUGUAUACCGGACGACAUUCGCGCUCGAGGACUUGAGUCCAUCCCCGACUUCUACUACAGAGAUGAUGGACUGAAACUAUGGGAUAUCAUCCACAGAUUUGUGAACUCUGUGGUGGGACACUUCUAUCGUUCAAACGACGAAGUAGUCAAAGACUCGGAGCUGCAAGGAUGGAUCCACGAGAUAUUCACUCACUGCUUUUUAGGGAAUAAACGCUUAGGAUGUCCAGAGGCCUUCCAUGAUGUUGAGGAAGUAGUCAAGUUCAUCACUAUGGUGAUCUUCACGGUUUCCGUUCAGCAUGCUGCUGUCAAUAAUGGACAGUUUGAUUACCAGACGUUUGUCCCCAACGGUUCCUUACUGUUGCGCAAGCGAUCUCCAACCGCCAAAGGACAGUCCAGCAUGGAGACCAUUUUGGAGACCCUCCCAAACAUUGGCGAGACGGUCAUAACGGCGAGCAUUCUGUACGUGCUCACACUGAACUACUCCGAUACCGUACUCUUGGGUUCGUAUCCCGACGAACGAUUCCAAGAGCCCGAAAUCAAGCAGAUGAUGGAGGGGUUUCAAGCGGAGUUAUCGAGCCUCAGUGAUGACAUCAAGGCCAGAAACGCUAAGCUCGGCGUGCCGUACACAUAUUUGGACCCCGGUCAAAUUGACAGCAGCAUUAUUAAGUAAAUAAAGCCUCUUUGUUUCUUUCAUGGGUGACAAAUAAACAAUCUUCUAUCCAAUUUUCCAAA
This is a messenger RNA of Hippocampus zosterae (dwarf seahorse), 2272 nucleotides long. Its product is annotated as hydroperoxide isomerase ALOXE3-like. NCBI's taxonomy places the organism in Eukaryota, Metazoa, Chordata, Actinopteri, Syngnathiformes, Syngnathidae. The transcript is spliced from 14 exons. Gene Ontology annotation, biological process: linoleic acid metabolic process; lipid oxidation. The record is from RefSeq and is a predicted model, not a curated record. Gene Ontology annotation, molecular function: protein binding; oxidoreductase activity, acting on single donors with incorporation of molecular oxygen, incorporation of two atoms of oxygen; iron ion binding. Bases 204 to 2210 code for a protein of 668 amino acids.